Molecule: messenger RNA, 1161 nt
Organism: Cyprinodon variegatus (sheepshead minnow)
Lineage: Eukaryota; Metazoa; Chordata; Actinopteri; Cyprinodontiformes; Cyprinodontidae
Product: mu-type opioid receptor-like
Exons: 3
Coding region: 1-915 (304 amino acids)
Biological process (GO): G protein-coupled receptor signaling pathway
Cellular component (GO): membrane
Molecular function (GO): G protein-coupled receptor activity
Source: RefSeq, a predicted model, not a curated record
AUGAUCGGAACGAACAGCAGCUUUCUUUCCCUGUCUGUUGACUUCAACUCCCCAGGAGACUAUUUCCUCUUCAUCUUUCAUGUCACUGCUGGGAUCAGCACCGUCCUGGUAGCAGGUUCUGUGGUCUGCGGUAUCAUUGCCAAUCGGACACUUUUUACCCAACACCGUUUUAUAUUUAUGUUGAACACCAGCAUCUCUGACACUCUGACCGGUUGUGGCAUUUUCUAUCAGUUUCUGUUUGAUGUAAAGGUGGGGUUUAACACUCUGAGCUGGGCUUUUUACAUCAUCCCCACUCUGCUUGGGGUUAAUAUCCUGACCUUUCUAUUCGCGCAGUUUGACCGAUAUUUUGCUGUGUGCCAUCCCUACAUGUACGGUCGCUUCAUCACCACAAAGGUUGUCAUCUGUGUGAACGCCUACAGCUGGGUUCACAUGUAUGGUCAGGGGCUUCUCCAACACCUGUUGCCUAGAUCUAAACUCUCACAUAUGGUCAUUUAUAUCAGAAUGAGUAUAUUUGUCAUAAUCUUUAUCAAAGUAUCUAUGACUGUCAAACUGUUCUUCGUGGCCAGAUACCAGCUGCUCCGUGAGCCUCCAGGCCCGGAGAGAGACAGUAAGAAAGAGUCUUUGCUGGUCAUAAUAGCGGUAGUUUUGUUUUUCCUGCUCUUCUGGUGUCCAAGCAUGCUCUACACGGUUGUUGUCACACUGAUAAGAAAACACGUCUUCUUCAGAAACGAUGCAUAUAACCCUCUGAAAAUCCUAUCCAGGACCAACGCUCUGUGCACUCCUUCUCUGUACCUGUGGGCGAGCCCCUCACUCAGAGCGGCUGUGUGGAAAACUGUGUGGAGUAAAAUCUGCUGCUGCAAAACAAACACACGGUCUAGAAAAGUCGCCAAAAUUUCAAGAAGGAUCUCGCCAUGAGGAUGUGAUUUAUGAUUUAUGGAUGGAAUAUUUAUAAUGAAACACAAUCUCCACCACUGAGACAUCGCAAAGACUCCAAAAUAAACAAUAUAAAAUUACAGGAUCUCCUUUUUAAUAGCUGGAUGCGGAGGCAUUUCCCUCCGUCAUAUGUUAAUGUAUGCUGUUCUUUAAUAACGCAUGUUGGUGAUUUUUUUUUUCUGGAGCUAGUCAGAAGAUCAGCAUUUGUUUUUUUCUAAUGUCCUAUUU